AUAGCUGAUCAUAGUAUCAUGGCUUUUGGUACUGCUUCUUCGUCCUCGUCCUCACUUCCUCCCAAGAAACAUGAUGUGUUUUUGAGUUUCAGAGGCGAGGACACUCGUAGAACCUUCACCAGCCAUCUCUAUGCUGCCUUACGCCAGAGAGGAAUUCGGACCUACAUAGAUUAUAAGCUCCCAAAAGGCGAUGACAUCUCGGACGCACUGAUCCAAGCAAUUCAGGAUUCAAGUAUAGCUGUGGUGAUCUUCUCUGAGAAUUAUGCCUCCUCCAAAUGGUGUUUGAACGAACUCGUCCAGAUCCUUUGGUGUAGAGAGGUCCAAGGACAGCUUGUUGUUCCUGUCUUCUAUCAAAUUGACCCAUCUCAUAUACGCAAUUAUCAAAAGGGAAUUUACAUGGAGGCAUUUACAAAACACGAGAGAGACUUAAAGCUUAAUCAAUACCAAGUGAACAAGUGGAAACAAGCUCUUUCUAUCACUGCAAAUUUGGUUGGCUGGGAUUCUCGAACCUAUAGGUCAAUAUAUAUAGUCUCUUCACUCUUUUUUUUUUAACAGAAAAAAGGCCAUUUUAUUGAUAGCUAAAAAAAAAGUACACUCAUUAAUAUUCAAAAGCAAUAAAACUAGAGUACAAUAAAACCAGGAAAGCAAAUAAACACUUCCAGUACGACCUAGAAAAGCAAUAAAGCAAGCAAACAAAAAUCUUUACCUAAUUCCAGUCCUGCUCUGAUCCAUUCCUCAACUUCAAAGUCUUGAACGAAGCACUCGCCUUUACCCACCUGAUCAUCCACCAAAACCACACAACGAGAAGUUGGUGCUGCAAGCAGCCACCCAUUAGGCCACAACUUCCUUGCGCAAGAGGCUGCUAAUGUCCCUUCGCUCUUUAAAACUUCAUCUUUAUUGAUUAAUUUGCGCUUAGCUAGCGCAAUCAAUUAAUUCCAUAGU
Messenger RNA from Prosopis cineraria, 942 nucleotides. Its product is annotated as TMV resistance protein N-like. The coding region runs from base 19 to 552 and encodes 177 amino acids. NCBI's taxonomy places the organism in Eukaryota, Viridiplantae, Streptophyta, Magnoliopsida, Fabales, Fabaceae. The transcript has a single exon. The record is from RefSeq and is a predicted model, not a curated record. Gene Ontology annotation, biological process: signal transduction.